UCACUUGCAAACCUUGUGGCUAUAGACCUCGACCGAAGAAAUACUGAACAUUCAGUGUACUCUAAGUAUUUAUUGGCAAAGUAGUGUGAUUGGCGUGUACAGUGUAGUGACCAUACAUCAAAUUAUCUUAUCACGUGUAUUUCGGAGAAAUUUCUUUAUGUCAAUAUAGGUGUAUUAUUGAAUCAUUACAAUUUUAUUGUGUCGAGACUCAAUCGUCUGUUUCGUUAAUACAUGAAAAACCGAACCAAUGCAGAACAAAAAGGCACGUUCCAAAGGGUCUUAUCAAAAUUUAGCGGAAUCUUUAGAAAAUAAAAAUAGUAUCAAUCCAAACUUCGGCAGUUGGAAAAACGACGAGGAAAAUAUACAUAAUGGGGACUGCUCAUUUCCUGUGGACUAUUUAGGGUGCGUUGAAGUAAACGUUUUAGAAUUGAGAAAUUCGAAAUUUUGUCACAGUUAUUUUGAAAAAUUGAUUGUAGAACAAGACCAAAGAAUUUUGAAUGUAAUUCCAUCAAUUUUGUGGGUAACCGAAUACGAACUGAGAUUAGUCGAGAGCCAAUCAAAAAAUUUAAUAUUUGCUCACAUUAUUGGUGAUAUCUAUUUUUGUUCGUCGGUCGCUGAAAAUCCAAAUCGUUUCUUUUAUACGUGCAAAGAUUCUCGCAGCGAUAAAUGGUACUGUCACUUUUUUUUAGCCAAUGAAGGCUGUUCGGGCGAUCGAUUGUGCCGAGCAGUGGGAAUUUCGUUUCGGGAAUGUCUCAGGAGAAAAAUUUUACGUGAAAAUUUACCGGCAGCUAAUCGAGCAAAUCGAUGUAUCGGUUAGAUACAGAACAUAUUUUAUUGACUACUUUAGUACACUGUAAUGUUAUUUCGUCAUUAUUAAAACCGUUUAAAUAAAACGGUAAUUUAUCAUUUUUUAAACCCAAAUAGGUAAUUUUAACGGCUUGUGACGACAUCAAAUAAUUAACUUCGCGUAAAUGUAAUAUACCCAUAGAUAAUAUGUAUUAUGCUGAUCAAUUUUGCGAAACAGCAUUUUAUAACCUACCAGAUCUAAUGAAAUAUCUUUUAAUUUGACUGUAUUAUUCAUUAC
Messenger RNA from Daktulosphaira vitifoliae (grape phylloxera), 1084 nucleotides. RefSeq names its product protein numb homolog. The transcript is spliced from 5 exons. NCBI's taxonomy places the organism in Eukaryota, Metazoa, Arthropoda, Insecta, Hemiptera, Phylloxeridae. Bases 248 to 817 code for a protein of 189 amino acids. The record is from RefSeq and is a predicted model, not a curated record.